Molecule: messenger RNA, 5392 nt
Organism: Alligator mississippiensis (American alligator)
Lineage: Eukaryota; Metazoa; Chordata; Crocodylia; Alligatoridae
Gene: CEP89
Product: centrosomal protein 89
Exons: 18
Coding region: 81-2135 (684 amino acids)
Biological process (GO): mitochondrion organization; cilium assembly; chemical synaptic transmission
Cellular component (GO): ciliary transition fiber; nucleus; centriole
Molecular function (GO): DNA binding
Source: RefSeq, a predicted model, not a curated record
AAAGCGUCUGAGGAGGAGGAGGAGGAGAAGGUGGCGGCGGUGGCGGUUGGUGGCUGCAGCCUCCCCCCCCGCCUGAGCUCAUGGCGCUGAGUUUCAGGAGAGGCCGGAAAGGCCCGUUUAAACAUAUAGCUCAUGGCCUGGUCCCUGCUGCUACCAUAGCUCCUAAACCUGCAGUUCCCCGCACCCCUCCCCCUCGUAGUCCAAACCCUUCUCCAGAGAGGCCCAGAUCCGCCUUGGCAGCAGCUAUUCUAGUGACAACAUUAACUGGACGUACUGUUGCUAUUCCUCAGCCUCGGCAGAGAUCACUCUCUGAGAGUGAUUCCACUUGUUUGGAACAAGAAGGCUUUGAGCCCUAUGCCACCAUCACAGAGCUCAGAAUGGGGCCCAAUUGGAAGCGGGAUGGGAGUGAAAGAUCACCUGUGCAGUCUCUGGAAGUGUCAGGCAAUUUUUGUGAGGACGAGGAUAUGGAUACUUAUCUUUCAGACAUAGAAAAGGAGCCAGAAGCCAGCUAUCAGGGUACAGAGAAAAGAAACGAAACCUUUAGCAACGAUGUCAUUUAUUCUGUUCCUUACAAAAAUAAACAGGAAAAGCUUCUAGCCUCUCCUGGCAUCGACAUGGGUGAGAAUGAAAUUUCCUCUCCUGAAACUGCAAUUCAAACAAUAGUAGACCAGUCAAAUGUACAAGUGGAAGAAGAUGAACUUCCUGCUUUGAUUUUAAAGGAGGAAAAAUUGUCAGUUGAAAAGCCACUAAGUGAAAAGCCUCCACCAUCCCCAGAUGUAUCUGCUCGGGCACGACAAGUGUGGAUGGGUAAAACUAAAGAGAAGUUCCAAGAACUAAAACAAGAAAACUGGUCUCUAAACAAUGCAAACCAGACCAUGUUGUGGCAAGUUGAGGAAUUAAAACAACAAAUGAAGGAACUGCAGGUAAAACUUAGGAGUCUGGAAAAAGAAAAUGGAAAACUUAAAGAAGCUGCAGAGAAGCCACAACGGGAAGAGGAAGUUGCAGAAUUGCUUUCAUUAAGACAACAAGCCCAGGAACUGGUGGAUGAAAAUGAUGGUUUGAAAAUGACCAUUCAUCGUUUGAAUGUAGAAUUGAGUCGUUAUCAAACUAAAUUCAGGCCAUUGUCUCAAGAAGAGAAUCUGCAAGUCAGAGGUCUGCCCCUGAAAGGACCACCACCCCCAUGGCUGUUGGAUAUGAAAUAUUUGUCACCUCUCCUGCUGGCAUAUGAAGACAGAAUGAGAGAAAAGGAUGAUUUAAACGUUGCGCAUGAGAAGGAGAUGAAGAAUUUUAGGGUACGAGUAGAAGAACUGGUGAAAGAAAAUGAGCAAUUGUACCAGCAGUUAAAUAAAAAUAGUGCUACUACCUCCAAGGAAUGGCAACAGCUACAAACUCAAGCCAAGCUGGUCUUGGAAGAAAAUGGAGUGUUGAUGAAACAGCUGGAAAUUCAACAAGCUAAAGCAAAAGACAAUCACAACCAACAUAUCCAAGAAGUUUCUAAAUUGACCAAACAAAUAAUGAUGUUGGAAGCUAAGAAACAGAGCCAGGAAGAGAAGAUAUCAGAGUACCAAAAGAAGCUGGAGGCUUUACAUGCUACAUGUAAAGAGCUGAAAGACAAGCUGAAUGGCAGAGUGACAGCAGAGAAGCAUUCUGCUUUGGUGAAUGAGUUAAAAAGUCAGUUACAACAGGAAGAGGAAAACCGAAGUGCUGAGCUGAAGGAUCUAAUGGAAAAGCUAGUAACACUGCAAGCACACAAUAAGAGCUUGCUUUUAGAGAAAAAUGAGUUGGUGGCUGACAACAAAAUCCUUGGAGCUGAGCUGGAAACAGCACAGAAGACAAACAGGCGAUCACAGAAGAAAAUAAGACUUCUGAAAGAGCAGUUAGAAGAAACUAUGGAAAAGGAAGUGGCAGCCCACCAAUACCUAGCAAACCUUAUCAGUCUGGCAGAAAAUACAGUUCAGGAACGGGAUCAUCUUAUACUUUUGGCUAAGUGCUUGGAAAAUGAGAAGCAUGGUGUUCUCGACAAAAUAAUAGAAGGAAAUGUACGCUUAGGAAGACUAGAAGAGAAAGUUAAGUCCUCACCAGUGUCCAUAACUAUAUGGGCCUUUUUCUCUGGAAGAUGCACAUUUCUAACCUGAAGAUGAAAAUCUGCUCUUACAGAAUAAUGAACUGCUUUGUCAAGGACUUGCUUCUGAUAUGAAGGAAGGCAAAGACGACACCAAGAAGCUCCAGUGUACCCGUGAUCCUUGAUUUCUUACAAGCCAAAAUGAAUCUUGAGUUUCAAACCAUCUGAUAGGCCCCCUCUACACUGACAUGUAUUGCACAAUUAACUGAAGACCAGCUACAUGUGCAAAGGAGCUAUCACACAAUAAAAAACUCCAACCACCUAUAAAGUUAGACCUCAAAAAUGUGUACUAACCUCAUAGUUGCUUGCUCUCAAGCUUUAAUUUGUAUGUUGGCAGGGAUCCCAACCACACAGGUGCACCAUGCCCAGUGUAAAACCUCCAGGUCUUGGGGAUUGAGGCUACCAUGAUCCCUUGGGCUAAGGGGUGCAAGAAACCACUGGGGCUGGAGGAUCACCACAGGGUGAUUCCCCCUGUUCUGAGAGUGCAGGUAACCCCUGGGGCCAGAGGAUCACCACUGUGGGGUACAUGGGCUGCCCCCAUGCUGAUAGUCUCUCAACUGGGGCACAUGGGGAUUUAGUUCCCUUUGUGCUGGCAAUAAGGAGCGUAGCAGGAAGCAAGAUUGUGGAAUCAAGCAUUAGAUCCCAUCAUACCUUCACCUACAUAUGUUAGAGGGGGCUAUAAAGACAGGCAGGUAUUAAAGCUUAUGAAUGUUCUCUAUGUCUCUUGAAUCAUUCUCUGGUUUCGCCAAGCAGCAAGACUGGCAAAAACAGUGAGACUGUCUUUAUAAAUGUAACAGUUUCUGUUAUCAUAGCACUUGCAGCUCAGUGAUCUUCAAUCUAUGGUAUCCCUCACUUUUCUUCUUCAAAAUUAAUGCAUUUUCCUCCAUCUAUUAUGUCCCUGUAGCCAUUAUUCAGAGUCAGGAUACCUGUCUGCAAUUAAGCAUGAUAUUGAACUUGUCUUUAGGACUCCAUUUCAAAAGCAAUUGAACUCUCAUAUGAAAUUAACGAAAUAAACCACCAUUACAUGAAGGUGAUGGUUCUGGUUUCUGUACAAGUGCUAAUUAUUUUCUAGGAAGAUGCUUGUAGAAACUUUGUCUUUGAAUCAAGCCAAGCCACAGGUCCUCAAUAAAGACCCCAAAAACACUAGUACACAGAUUAUGUGCACACUAUUCUUAAGGGUAUUUAGUUUCAUUUUUAAAUGAACAGCUUAUUUAUUAUUACUGUUACGCCUGCUCUUCCAGCCCCCAAAUAUUUCUAUUUUUGCUCAAACUUUCAAAAAAAAUCUCCCUGUCAGGCAAAGAUACCUGAAGAAUUGUCACAUUGAAAGUGACUUACAGAAAUCAAAGUGUAUUUUAUCACAACACGCUAGCAGGUGUCUCUUAGAAUGUGUGUCUUUUGGUUCUGCACAGAAAUGCAAUAGGCAGGUCUGAGGGCUGAAUGAUAUGUUCAGAUUGACAACUUUGUCUAACUGAGUUACUGUGGAAUAACAAAAAUGACAGCACUUCUAUAAAACAUAGCAGUUUUGUGAUUCAGAAGACAUGUUUUUACUUUCAGAUACAGAAAAUCAGGAGUUGGCAAAUAUAUACUGAAACGAUGUGCGCAUUAGAAGAAAUUCUAAUAUUUAUUCCAACACAAAUCCGUUCUUAUGCUUGUAGGGCCAGACUUUCAACAACAGACCUUUAUAUAGGAACCAUGUCUGAGGGCAUGCAUCAGUCAGGUUUUGUUCGUGCAAAUUCUGACUUGCAUAGUGACAGCAACUUUCAGAAAUUAAAAGUUCUGUCAGUAUUUGUGCUGUACCAUGGAGUGAAUGACCAUCAUAUAUAUACCAUGGAUCUAUCUGCCAUUCUCUUAUAGAUUAUGUUUGUAUUGGAAGUUUUAAUAUUUAAGUACAAACUAAUUCAACUACAGUUAUAAGUAGGGACCUACUUAAAUUGCAGCAAGACACGUUUUUUGCAGCCCUCUCUCAGCACACAGAGCUGAUUUUGUGGUGGCCCCGCCCCUUGGCACUAAUUGGCAGAGAGGCCCAGGGGGGAGACCACCAUCUUGAUUGCUGGCUGCUCUUCCUCAGCACUGGUUGUCAGUGGCGCUGGCAGGGGGAGGAGGGAUGAGGGGGCAGCUGCCAUUUUGCCCACUGUCCUUCAUGCGGCCCUGCCAGCUGGUGCCUUUCCCUCUUGGCAGUGAGGACCAGUGGCUCCCACUUGGGGAGCCAGCAUUUUAUUUUUAUUAAGGGUUGGGGGGUUUUUUAAUUGUUUUUAUUUUGUGGACAAUCCCGGAUUUCACGGUUUCCACAAAAUCUGUGAAACCAAGAAUUAAGUAGGUCCCUAGCUAUAAGGCUAGUGUGGAGAAGGCGAACAAAUAGGUACCUUUAGAAGUUAAGCAUUAAGUUGAAUUAGGAUGAAUAAACUUGACUUUCUCCAAUGCAUGUUAAAAAGACAAUGUAUGUUUUUGGUUCUAUGUAGCAGUUACAAUUUUACUUGUAACUUCAUUUUAUUUGACAUAUUUUCUUUAAAAAGAAAUGAGAUGUAAAAGUAUAUUUGCAUUUGAAAUACUGAAACCCCAUAUCAGAAUUUCUAUAAGGAAGGUUAACUCAGUUGUAUUUCACGUACUGUGGAUUGGAUCAGUCAUGUAACAUUCGUGGUGUGGACUAUUUUGUAUAACAAUACUAUCUCAAGUAUUUUCAAGGAGGCUGAGUUGAUUGAUUUACCAAUCUUAACUUUUCAAACCAACUAACUAAAGCUAAUUAACUUUAGGUCACACCCUUACUUUUACUUAAUGAGCCAUCUUGUUGGCUAUGCUGAAUUUCUUCAUUAUUUAGGUACAUUAGUAAAUAUACAAGAGACCGGGGCCUCAGUUUACUGCAUUUAAUAAUACUAAUGCUUUAUUGUUGGACAACAACAUUUGCCCACAGAUCAAAGCUAAUUUACACAAUUAUUUAAUUCCUCUGUUAUCUGAAUUUAGUAGUGUGAGGGGCUAUAAAAUGUCUAACAGAACAGAAGUCUGGUGAUGGAACAUAAUGGAUCCCUCAAGAACAACGCAGAUGUUUAAAUUUAUGUACCUUUUAAAUCCCGAUUUUAGGAUGAAUCUGCAAGGUAGCAAAGGUAACAAACUGUCCAUAUAACAACCUCAAAACAAAAACUUGUCUACUAGUUCUAGUGUUGCAGUGGUGCUCAGAGGGAUUAUUUUUCACAAAAAAGAAAUCAGUCUCUAAAUUGUUUGCUGAGAAAAUAUAAAUUCAGCAUUGCAAAAUUUAUCUCCAGUUUAUAGAAAUUU